UAUAUUUAUCGUCAUGCACCUCCCUCUUUUUCUCCCUCGCCAAACACCUUCUCCUCUGUUUUCUUUUCUUCCUCGACUUGCCUACACAGAAAAAUGUCUUCUAUUCUCUGCUCACAGGGGGUGGUCUUAGCAACGGCCAUGGCAGUUUCUGGCAUACUCUUUCUCGCUUUUUCCAGGCAAAAGAGUUUACCGUCUCCAGAAUUUUCCGGGAAUCCGAAUUCACAGGCCCCCAAGCAAAUUCUACGCUCAUGCCUAUCCAACGAUGAAAAGAAAAGGGAGAGAAAGAAAAAGAGAGUUCAAUUUGCAGAGAAUGUGAAGGAGCCAAGUGGGAAUGGCAAGGAAUUCAGGCAAGAGCAGAGGAAAAAGUUUUCCAGAGUUCAAAGACCAUGCAGAAAUGAAAUUCCCCAAAUUCAAAAAGUGCCGGAAAAUCAGGCCGCCUUGUACAAUGGAAUUCUCCGGGAUCGCGUUCACCGGAUGGCCUGCUCCUACUGAUCGCUGCAGUUUUCGCCGCGGGCGGUGGCGGGGAGGGGCUCAAAUGAAAGAAAAUGUGAGAAAUGUUGGUGGAUUGUAAAUAUUUCGUAUCUGUAUAAAUCUGUGGCUGUUAAUUAAUGAAAAUUUGGGGCAAAUUUUUUUUUGACCCAAAUUUGUGUCCAGGCUAA
Vitis riparia (riverbank grape) is the source of this 659-nucleotide messenger RNA. RefSeq lists its product as uncharacterized. The transcript is spliced from 2 exons. The record is from RefSeq and is a predicted model, not a curated record. Bases 94 to 492 code for a protein of 132 amino acids. NCBI's taxonomy places the organism in Eukaryota, Viridiplantae, Streptophyta, Magnoliopsida, Vitales, Vitaceae.